CUAUCAGGAUUCGAUUUAUUACUUGCUUAUACUUUAUGUAUGGAGAAUAAAGUGAAGUCGUCGACAUGAAAUCCAAAUAUUUUCUUGUCUGGCUGACAUAACUAAUAAAUUUGGUUUUGGGGCGGCGGAUAAAGUGAUAUUUCGAAAUUUCUUGUUUUCGAAACACAAGGUUGACCAGUCGAGCUUCCGAUCCGACACCACUUUGGUUUGAAACAAACUUUGAUCUGAAUUCUGAACUGAACAAAUUUUGCUGCUGGUUGGGCACCAAUGAAUAAUUUAGAAGGUGCAGUGCAGUAGAAGAAUAAUUCAAGAAAAAAACCUCAUAAGUCGUACCCACACCACAUGCAAACCGUAUCCCUAAAGAACUCAGAAAACACGAAAGGCGUGGAACUCAGUUGUUGAAGCAGCAGAGUUGCAUGGUCCUGCUCUGCUCCUACUCCUCCUAUAAUAUAAAGAUAAGACAAACAUUGAAUGAAACAGACACAUCUACCUCUCCUCGUCCUCGUCGUCCUCACCCCUUUCAUAAUCAACCACCUGAAAGUCAUGGCCACCUCCUUACUUGUGAAUAUGAAUCUGAUCAUGGCUGCAAUAAUAAUACUCUGCAAUAUUUCAUCAGUUUCUUCUACAAAUACAAAUACAAAUACUUCUCUUCCUCCACCUAUGAGCCCGAGGAAUCAAUAUGAAGAGAUUGGCGCUGCCAUAGGAGAGAUGCAAAGCGGCAACUACUUCACCUUUGUAAUGCUGAUGAACAUGGUAGGCCCCUUUGAUGAGAGACUAGAAAAGAACGUCACUUUCUUGAUGCCCAACGAUCAGAUGCUAUCAGAGGUGGUGUUGCCAGUGGCAGUGGCACAUGAGGAGGGGGACGCUGUUAUGGAUUUGUUGCUUCGUCAUUCAAUCCCUUCACCAUUGCUUUUCGAGUAUUUGGAACAUAUCCCAACAGGUUCAACAAUUCCCAGUUCAAAGCCAGGCUACUUACUCAGAGUCUCCAACAAUGCCAGCAACAAUGCAGGGAGGUAUUUCUAUCUCAACAAUGUCAAAAUUGUUAAACCAAAUGUAUGCGCUGCAUCGGCCUCUUCUAUUCGAUGCCAUGGCAUAGACGGGGUUCUAGCAGCACUAGCACCUCCUCCUCCUCCUUUACCACCACCACCUGAUCAAGAUGAUGAUUCUUGUUCUGAUAAAGCUCCUCCAGCCUCAUCAUCACCCGUUGAUGAUAAUCCAAAUACACCAGCUGCAGUGCCUGCCUCGCCCCCAACUGACCCAGCAAAUUUAAAAUCAUCAGCUGCUACCUCUUCUCUGUUUCUUUCGUCUCAUGAACAAGGUCGUGGUUUGAGGAUGUCAUUGACCAGCUGUGCUAUAUUGCUGUCCGUUUUCAUCUCUAUGAUCUAGUCCUAGUGUACUGUGCUAUAAAAUUUGAAGAUUUGGGUACUGCCUGGUACCAUUAAGCUUAAUAUUUAUACAUAUACUAAGGGUAUAUUGACCAACUAAAUGACAUUUCAUGAAUCAGUGCUUGUUGAAAAAGGUCAAAUAUACAUUAU
Molecule: messenger RNA, 1535 nt
Organism: Prunus persica (peach)
Lineage: Eukaryota; Viridiplantae; Streptophyta; Magnoliopsida; Rosales; Rosaceae
Exons: 1
Coding region: 472-1386 (304 amino acids)
Source: RefSeq, a predicted model, not a curated record